Saccostrea echinata is the source of this 3916-nucleotide messenger RNA. Its product is annotated as receptor-type tyrosine-protein phosphatase T-like. The record is from RefSeq and is a predicted model, not a curated record. Gene Ontology annotation, molecular function: protein tyrosine phosphatase activity. Lineage: Eukaryota; Metazoa; Mollusca; Bivalvia; Ostreida; Ostreidae. Bases 53 to 3472 code for a protein of 1139 amino acids. Gene Ontology annotation, biological process: protein dephosphorylation. The transcript has 27 exons.
AUAUUUUUUUUAAUUACUUUGCAUUCUAGUGACUUUACAGAUUUUUAUUGAAAUGGUGUUCAUUAGUGUUAGAAUAUACUGCUUAGCAUUGGUGAUCGGAUGUACGCGUGCUUAUGUCAAUGUUGCCCUGAAUAAACCAACAUGGCAAUCAAAUCCUUUAAAACUAGAGGACAUAUAUGACUCCAGCAAUGCCGUAGAUGGUCUGAAGUCUAACCUAACUGAACUGGGAGGACAAUGUGUUAUAUCAGCUGUAAAACACAGAACUGCCACCUGGUGGGUAAACCUGACAUCAGUCUACAGCAUCCAUGACAUAAGGAUAUAUUACAAGACAGAUAAUGAUGUAUGGAGUGCAUCAAAUGGCUACACAACACGAUUUCUCGGAUUUUAUGUUUAUGUAUCCAACACAACAAACAGACUUGAUGGUCAUCUAUGUUUUCACGACACAAUCUACAUCAGAUCCACAAUACCAGCUGUCGUCAAUAUAACGUGCCUUGUACAUGGACAAUACGUUAUCUAUUAUAAUGAGAGACUUUCUAAUCUCAAUUAUCCUACUGGAUAUUCGGCCUACGCAUAUAAUGAGCUUUGUGAGGUGGAAGUUUACGGUUGUAAAGCUGGAUACUACGGACCUAAUUGUUCCCUCCCCUGUCCUAACAAUUGUCGUUACUGUCAUAUAGAGACAGGAGUGUGUUCUUGGUGUAAACCUGGCUAUCAGGGAGAUCAGUGUGCACUAGGUUGCGAAAUGGGAUUUUAUGGAUCAAAUUGUUCUCUUCGCUGUCCCAGCAUUUGUCGUAAUUGUCACAUAGAAACAGGAGAAUGUUCAUGGUGUAAACCUGGAUACCAAGGAUAUCAGUGUGAAACAGAAUGUGGUGGUGACAGAUAUGGACAGGAUUGUGGACAGAGAUGUGGAGCUUGUCUUGAAUAUAAACAAUGUCACCACAUCAAUGGAUCUUGUACUGAAGGGUGUGAUGCUGGGUAUGAAGGGACUUUUUGUGAUAGCGAAUGUUUAGAAGGAAAGUUCGGGAAUAACUGUGAACAAAAUUGCAACGAAAAUUGUGGUAUACCCAAUCAAUGCAACAGGAUGACAGGGAAAUGUGAUGGCGGAUGUCAACCUGGAUGGGAAGGACUUCUGUGCAGUAACGAAUGCUCCAAUAAUCAAUAUGGCAAAAACUGUAGUGAAACGUGUGGUAAAUGUCGCCCCCCUUCCUCCUGUCACCACAUAAAUGGAUCUUGUUUAAGUGGGUGUGGACAAGGUUACCAAGGGAUAGACUGUUUACAGGAAUGUAGCUCAUAUACAUAUGGGUUCGACUGUAUGCAAAACUGCAGUGACAGUUGUGUAAAUAAUACGUGUGACUCCUUUUCUGGAGAAUGCCCAAUAUAUGGGGCUUCCACUCAGAAGAAUAAGGGAAAAGAUCAAGUAGCAGUCGUUGGGGGAAUUGCUGGAGCUUUAACUGCCAUUCUUGUAAUUUUGAUUGUUGUGCUGGUAUUGAGAAGGCAUCAUGCACGCAAAGGUAUGGGGGACAAUAAACAGUUUAAAAGGGCAAUACACUAUGAGGAAGGAGAUAGCGAGGAAAACGUUACAGACGUUGGUCUAUCAUCCUCCAAAAAACGAAAACUUAAGACCUCCAUAAAAGCAAAAGAUGAAAAAUCUCUGAUUAGUAAUAAAGAUGUUAACGCAAUCGAUGUGGAUGAAGAUGAGCUUAUACACGCAGAAAAUCCGUAUGGUGAAAUGUACAUGAAUAAUGUCACCACGCCGGAUAUUCUGAUUAGUCGGUUAGAGCGUAUCAUUUCUGAGAAAAGCAAAGAUGAUAAUGACGGUUUCCAGAAAGAGUAUGCGACUCUACCUUAUGGUGAAAAUCACAAAUGUGACAUUGGAAAGAGAGAUGAAAAUGUUCCUAAAAAUAGAUUUAAGACUACAUUCCCUUAUGACCAUACUAGGGUAAUCUUAAGGACGGAGACUGGAACUGACUACAUAAAUGCCAACUAUAUAGAGGGCGCUGAGAGAGAUCAUGAAUACAUCGCUUCACAAGGACCAAAGCAAAACACUGUUGGUGAUUUUUGGACGAUGAUUUGGCAAGAGAAUGUAUCUGCUAUUGUGAUGCUGACGAAUCUGAAGGAAAGGAAUAAGAUCAAGUGUACACAAUACUGGCCGGAUGGAAACAAACACAUCAAUUACGGAAUUGUAUCUGUGAAAAUGAUCGAGGAAAAAGAGUACGCAUUCUACGUUGUUCGAAAAAUGACUGUAAUCCAAAAAGAGACGAAGAAGUCACGUGUGGUGACUCAGCAUCAUUAUACGUCUUGGCCAGACCACGGAACCCCGGAUCCUCUAUGUCUUGUUGUCUUCCUUGAUCACGUGACGAGAACACGAACCAAUCAGAAUGACUCUCCGACUGUUGUGCAUUGCAGUGCGGGUAUAGGAAGAACGGGGACAUACAUAGCAAUAGACGCCUUGAACAAAAUAGGGAGAAAGACGGGAAAAGUCAACGUAGCGGAAUAUGUCAAGAAGAUGAGAGAAAACAGGAUGAAUAUGGUCCAAACCUACGAGCAGUAUAUAACUAUUUUCCUUGCGUUAAACGAAAUAUACAAAUCCCCUGUGAAUGUAAACUCAGUUGAAGAGUUUAUUGAAAAGGCUCAAUCUAUCACGAUGGACAAACCAGCCAAUCAGAGCGAACUACAUAAAGAAUUCCAGCUUUUGAUGAAAGUACGACCAACAUACACCGACUCUGAUUACAAAUUAGCUAAAGAAGGCUGUGGUGGUGAACACACGAAUGGUAUACUACCUUUGGAUAAAUACAGUGUCCAUCUCUCAUCUGUCGUGUCAAAAAGAGGAAACUUCAUCAACGCAAUAUAUGUACCAUCAUACACCAAGAGUAGAGCGUUUGUAGUAACGCGGUAUCCACCGGCAGAGGACUCUGUUGACUUCCUCCGCCUGCUCAAUGAUCAUGAAUCUGACACUGUCAUCUGUUUGGAUCCACUGAAUGAGAUUGAAUCGAGUAAGGCGUGGUUACCUACUCCCUCCUCCUCCAAGAUAGUCACUCCUUUCACUGUUCACUAUCAAUCAAAGACCGGAACUGACGUUAAAAGUACCACAAUUCACUUAAUGCCAAAUAAAAUUGAGGAGGAGGCUCAGUCAGUGACGAUAAUAGAACCGAAAGUCACCAUCAAAAAAUCCGGAAACCCUCUAGAUACAUCCCAGCUUAGAGGCUUGGUAUCCGUAUCACUAAGUUCCGUGAAUGAGAAACCGAUUACAGUCGUCAGCAAAGAUGGUGCAUCCCUGUGUGGUGUUUUCUGUGCCGUUCAUAACGUGAUACAACAGAUUAACAUGGAUGACAGGGUCGAUGUCUUUACUGCUGUCAGACAGUUACAAGUUAGAAGACCAGAGUUCUGCACUAAUUUUGAUGAGUAUGGUAUUGUCUUUAGAUCCGUAUAUGAUCACAUACAAAGUGCUACAGAAAACAUUUAUAGCAAUCAGUAAGAUGGUGGAUCCAAAAGUGACGAAUCAUUCAUAAAUUUCAGAACUAAUUAAAAAUAUCAGCAUUAACUGUUUUAUUAUACUGAUACAAUGGUAAAAUAUAGAAGAUGACAGAUAACAGUGAAUUAGCUAUUAAAACAGGGAUUACUUCACUCAACUAACGCACGGGGAUUAGUCCAUUCACAUACUAUACCAAUACACAAGUAAAAUCUAGAGGAUUGCGAAUAACCGGGAAUUAGCUUUUGAUGGCUGGAUUAACUCAUCUGACUAACGCACGGGGAUCAGUACAUUUGCAGCGAUGUCUAAGGCCGGGGAUUACUCACAUUUAACGAUUUAUUUUUAUAUAGGGAAAAAUCAGUUGAAAUAUAAUGAUUGCAUUUAAGUGUACGGUCAUACCUUGGUCUGUGUAUGAAUUUUAAUAGGAUUUGCAUUUGCAUUCAUUGUAUU